CUUCACUUGUUCAACUUGCCUACCUUAUUGGACUUGAGCGAUUCUUUCUUUGAAACAUUUACCAUUAGCUGGGAGCAACACCAAAAGCCAGAGUCUUCUGAUAUUUUCAGAAGGAACAGUUCUUUUAUCGAUCUUUUCUUUUUCUUUUUUUCAUUCAUUCAUUCAAAGCAACUUGCACCUCACUCACAGAGACUCGAGGGCAACAGCCAUGUCCCUGUCACCUGGAGCAGGCCCAUCCGGUGGUGGAGUAGGAGGAGGAGGGAGUGGUGGUGGGGGCAACAACCACCACAGCCACAGCCACAACCACAAUCACAACCACAACCACAACCACAACCACAACCACAACCACAACUUCGGUGGCGGCGGCGGUGGUGGAGGUCCAUCUUCAUCCUCGUUUGCACAUUUCCACAAUAAGAGCUUCAACAAUAGGAAGUUCAAUUCAGCUUAUAUGAACACGACGGCGACGACCAGCUCGGGAUCACUUUCAUCGUCGUCAUUAUCAAACGACGACGAGGACGACGGCGACGCUUUCACUUCUGUCAUGCGCGAUCGUCAGGCGAGGGGGAAGGACCCCUAUAAUUCGGGGGAUGGGUCUGAGGGGAGUGACUUGAGUGAUCGGGAGGGUGGGAUUGGGACGUCGAAGUUGAGGUUGGGGGGGGGUGGUGGUGGAGGGAGACCUGAGAAGGAGGAUUACGCGAGCAGAGAGCUUCGUCAAAAGGCGAUUGCCUUUUUGGAUAAUCCUGAGCUGCUGAUGAUGUAUGCUCAGAGUACGGGUGAUAGCAUACCAGGUGCCCGUCUCCAUUUUAUGCGUCUCCUUUGUGGGUAUGACGAUCUCCCUCAGCAUUCUUCCAGCAAUAAAGUGGCAACGUCAGGUUCACGGUUUGCCAACCGACCUGAUCACCCUAGACAGCAAGCUCACAAUAUCGGUGAGAAACGUCGCCGAUAGACAGUACUGCCUCUCCUUGGAGCCAGUUAUGGGUUUCCCAAUCAGUACACAAUUCUUACCCAUUGUUUUCACCACUUCGUUCCCAGCUCGCUCGCUUGUGUCGAGCUAAAUUUUGUGGUUUUUCCUGUCUCUUGUUUAACAUCAGCGAAUGUGUUCUGUUUCAAUUUUAUGGAGAUUUUCCAGGACUUUGUGAGAUGGGGUUUGGCAUCGAACCUGUCGUCUUAAGGGGCAUUUGGAUGAAUUAUGAUGACAUGACACGGGCACAAAAUAAAAAAAGGAGAAAAGGCAAAAGGAAAGAGUACCAAGAUAGCAUGGUUAAUGAGUGAUUCUUUUGCCGUUGAGCAAUCAUAUGCGUGGCAGCACGGAUGUCGAGUCUUCUGUUCCAAGGCAGUUUCAUGAGGGGGGUGGCUGGGGCUGGAUACUACAUGCAAGAGAGCAUGGGCAAAUUGGUUAGUUACUCCCUGUCUAGAACAGUUCAAGUACAUCAUCCCCUGGUUCAUUCAUACUCUGUGUUCCAGGACUGUUCUGUGCGAUAUAUAUAUGAUCUCUUCCCUCUCCUCGUCCAGGUUCAAGCAAGGGCAACCAACUCCGUAUCGAAAAACCAACAACCUGACCGCAGACGCCUUGCUUCCCUACUCUCCAGUAACAUCAGGAGAACCGACCAACUAGUGAAACUCAGCAUCUACCCUCCCAUACCUCACCCCGUCAACCUUGAGCUCGAACCCCAGCCCUGCACUGUCGACGAUCAUCUCGAGGGUAAAAUCCAGAUUGUCAAACUCAACACCGCGUGUGGUUGUCAGUCUGGUGAACAAAUGCCUGGGCACCGCGCUGAGGUCCGUGGUCAGCGUGCAGACGUGGACCAGAUCCCGUGUAAAAGCCUUGGGCGGCUCAUCAGCCUGGCAGGCGAUGAGGUCGUCGGUGACGACCAACGACUGCCCCGGGCGAAAGUUGCGGGUGUAGUGGAAGGCGAUGGGUUGCAUGGGCGAUAGCGCUUCUCCCUGUUUUUGUUUUCUCUUUUGUUGGCAUGUUGGAACUGGAAUACGGGGACGAGAGGGUGGGAGACUAACCUUUGCAAUAUGCCAUUGCAUCCUGUCACUGACCAUCCACCUCUCCCACAGCGGCGACCAGUACCUCUCCGCCACAGAGUGCUUCUCCUCGUCGUACACAGUCGCAUACGACGUGCCAUAGUGCAUUCUCGCCUUUCGGGAUAUGACCAUGUUACCUUCCAAGCCGCGCAAAACCGCGCCGCGGACGACGGCCGUCCAGGCGUAUACCGGCUGCAUCACCUCCACCGAGGGCCGCUCUCGCAUGUCGAUGUUGGCCUGGGAGGGUCUCUCACUAUAGGGAGGGGGGGCGGCGCUGGUGAAGUGAGUCUUGAGCUUGUGGUAGAGGUAGUCGCUUUGUCCGAAGCCACCGACGAGGAUGAUGCCCGAGACGAUCGCCCCCAACGCGCGGAGGUUGUCGACUUGACCUUGGACGAGUUCGCAGACUUCUUUGACGACGGGGUCGAAGAUUUCUUUGAUUUGGUCGGCUGUCAUGACGAGGAAGCCCGAGUCGAGGCCGGCUUCUUCGUCGUCGGGGAGGCCGGGAAACCUAAAGGGGGUUGUUGGUUAGGUCUCCAUGAGGGUGAGGGGAGAGGGGGAAAAGGGGUACGUACGGCACAUUGACCUCCUGAUGUUCGUCCUCGUUGAAAUUCCUCUUGACAAACUCCUCGAAAUACCGCAGCCCCAUCUGCCAUGUCUUGCCCUUUUUCGCCUUCAUGUCAUCGAACCUGCUCUGUCCGAGUCUGGACUUGACAUGCUCUUCGAACCGGUAGUUGAGAAAGGCGCUACCGCACAACCCGCCGGUUCCAACGGCUGAUUCUUCUACUUUUAUGGGGUUCAGAGAGACGAUUUUGUAGGCGAUGAGGCUGGGGUGUUUUGUCAGCUUCGUUGCCCCUUUUCCCGGGC
Messenger RNA from Podospora bellae-mahoneyi, 2895 nucleotides. RefSeq lists its product as uncharacterized. Bases 209 to 946 code for a protein of 245 amino acids. NCBI's taxonomy places the organism in Eukaryota, Fungi, Ascomycota, Sordariomycetes, Sordariales, Podosporaceae. The transcript is spliced from 3 exons. The record is from RefSeq and is a predicted model, not a curated record.